UCAAGGGUCUCCUUCUCUUGCUAUAUAAGGCACUCAGUUUCACGGAGGUAACUCAGUUCCCUACGAGCCUCACGAAAAUCGCCAAAUAGCAGCAGCAGCCUGGUCAUCUAAUAAGAAAACAAUCCAGCUCUCCAGCGCGCCCUGGAAGGAUUGAGGUUGUUUGGACUCCUGAGAAGCAUCAUUCACAGAAAAAGCUCCUAAAGUCUGAAGAUUUAUCCCAGACUGCUGAAGUGUCAGAAUGACCCACUCUGCCUCAUCUUGCCUCCUCUUCCUCUCCCUUCUGGUUUCCUGCGUCACUGACUCGUCUUCCCUCUUCCUGCCGGAUUCAAAGGAACUAUGGAAUCUGCUGAGCCGCUAUGAGCAGGAAGGAGACCAGAACGGCAUUAGCUCCACAGCUGGCAACAGAACCAGACGAGCCAUUCUCUGGUCAGACCGUGAGGAGAUCCUCCAGCUGCACAACAAGCUGAGGGGAAGUGUUUACCCAACUGCCUCAAACAUGGAGUACAUGGUCUGGGAUGAUGUGCUGGAGCAGUCGGCUACUCAUUGGUCUGAGGAGUGUCAGUGGGACCAUGGACCUCAAGACCUCCUCAUGUCAAUUGGACAAAACCUGGCAGUUCACUGGGGGAGAUAUCGCUCACCUGCCUUCCAUGUCCAGGCUUGGUAUGACGAAGUAAAAGACUACACCUACCCUUACCCUCAGGAGUGCAACCCGUGGUGCCCUGACCGCUGCUCCGGGCCCAUGUGUACCCACUAUACCCAGCUGGUCUGGGCAACCACAAACCGAGUGGGCUGUGCUGUGCACAUCUGUCCAAAGAUGAACGUGUGGGGAGAAAUAUGGGAGAAUGCUGUUUACCUUGUGUGCAACUAUUCCCCAAAGGGGAACUGGAUUGGAGAGGCACCAUAUCAGCAUGGUCGCCCUUGUUCUCAGUGUCCUCCAAGUUAUGGAGGAGGAUGUAGAAGCAACCUGUGCUACAAAGACUCUCAGCGCUCGGAGACAGAAGACAUGAAUGAGGUGGAAAAGCCUCAGGUACCACUGCCACCUCGGCCUACCUCCAAACCAACCCCCAGACCUCCCAGGAAACCUGCAACCAAGCCCUCCUCUCCUAAACCUGUCCCCCCAAGGACAUCAUCCCCAAAGAAUCCCAACAACCCUUAUCUUGCUCACAACAUUAAGUGUGAGACUAGACUGCGGGAUAAGUGUAAGGGAGCAACCUGCAACAGACACAACUGUCCUGCAAAUUGUUUAAAUAAGAAAGCAAAGGUGUGGGGGACUGUUUCCUAUGAUGUGCAAUCAAGUAUUUGCCGCGCUGCUAUCCAUGCUGGGGUCAUCGACAACAAUGGAGGGCUGGUUGACAUCACGAGGACAGAGAAGUUGCCUUUCUUUGUCAAAUCCACAAAAAAUGGAGUGGAGUCUCUCAGCAAAUAUAAACCUGGAAACUCCUUUUUGGUGGUCAAAGUGGAAGAAUAUAAUGCGGAUUGCUACGCCACAGUAGCUGAAAUCUGCCCUUUUAAACAACCAUUCUCACACUGUCCAAGAAUCAUCUGUCCAACCAGCUGUAAGAGUCAGCCUUCUUACUGGUCGCCAGUCAUUGGAAGCAACAUAUAUGCAGACACGUCUAGCAUUUGUAAAGCAGCCAUCCAUGCAGGAGUAAUCAAAGCAGACGGUGGUUUUGUCGAUGUUCUGCCACUGGAAAGAAGAAAGAGCUAUACUGGAGUCCUGAAAAAUGGCAUCCAAUCUGAAAGCAAAAGCAACACAGACGGAGGCUCUUUUAGAGUUUUUGCCGUGAAGGUGUGACACUUCUGAUGUCUGAGGACCAACAGAGUUAGCUGAGCUGGUUUGGAAAAGCAGAAGGUGCCCACUGGUUGUGCAGUGGAGUCCUAAACAACAAAGACCCACCAUGUAUCACUGUAAUCUCCAGUAAAAAUGCUUCAUUAUCAUUUGGCCAUAUAGUAUUUUGAUGGCCUGAAUUUUUACUUGUCUUUUCAUAUGCAUACAUAAUCUGUGAAUACAGAAGAUUUUAUAGAUAUUAUUAUAAACUGAACAGCAGGUGCUAAAAUAUUUUAGUUACACAGAAAUAAUUGUUAACAAUAUUGUUCACAUUAAACAUAUACGUUGAAUUUUAUACAUAAGAAUGUAUACUGAUCACACUGUAUUUAAUCCUUUUGUACAGAAUAUAUAUUUUUCUGUUUUUUACAAUUAUUACAGUAUACUAAUGUUUAUGUUUUUAUGAGUUAAUUUCUUAGGUUAUUUUGUUAUAAUUGGCUUUCUGCUGUUGUAACAUUUACACAAUAGGCUAUAAAACUGUAGUUUUUGACCGACAACUUUUCUCUCUUUGUAGUUUUCAAAUUAGAUGAGAUGUUUUAGUAGGAUUUUCUGUGUCCCAAACUGUAACCUGUGGUCCAAGAUAGAGUCUUGACCCAAAACCUUAAAACUCCUGAUUCUUACUGUCAAGUCAUGUCCAAGUGUGGAUUGCAUUUAAAAGGUAAACCAGUGGGCAGUGUUUGUGUAGGAGCCAGUCACAGAGGCAGAGAGUUUCUGAAGGAUGAAGUAGUGGGAGUAUAUCAAACACCAGUUGCAUUUUUAAAAGAUGACCUCCAAUAUCUCAGUUUUAAGUGCUUGCUAAUUGCUCCAGUCAUUUCUUGAUGCCUUGAUGGCCAUGUUGUAUAUAUAAGAAUGCAGUGAUGUCCCUGCUUUCACCUAUGACGAUUGAAUGUGUUGCAUGGUUCAGGUAGAGAUAUGUUUUUAUUUUAAUGGGUCGAGUAUGUUGAAAGUUUGUAACAUUGAACUGCAGUUUGUGCACUUUGGAACAACUGACUCUAUGCAGCACAAUUAGAAAAGACACCCAUGUUUGUCACUAUGCUGAUUUGCGUCAUUGUUUUAUUAUAGAAAAGAUCAUGCUUCUUUUUUCAUAUUAUUGAUAAAACAAAUAAAUUAUGUUUUGUUGGCCUGUUAUGUUCGGCUAUGGUCCUAAAGCACAGUAGACAUGUUAAAGCACCUUUAAGCGUUGCUCCUCCUGUUUUAUAUUUCUUAAGAUUAAAACCAUAUUUUUAGCGACAGUGAUAAUCUAGAAAAUAAUGCUGCCAUCUGUCUUUUUGCGUACUAUGUCUUUCUAUCUCUUUAUUCUACCUCAGUCCUUUUGCUUUGCUCAGCAGUAUUCCUUGGGGGGGGGGGGGGGAUUUGUUGUAAAAAAAGCUUUGUAAAAUAGGGCAACUGUAAAUAAUAGGAUCUUUGUUUUUGAAUCUUUGUUCUCUAAAAGUAUGAUCAAAACAUGUAUAUUUGCUUUAGUUGUCUGUGCUGUAUUUUUCUUUAACAGAUGUGGUGUAUGUCCUAUACUUUGCACAAUCUGAAAAUAAAGUAUGUGUUACAAAUGCAAA
Messenger RNA from Girardinichthys multiradiatus, 3375 nucleotides. RefSeq names its product cysteine-rich secretory protein LCCL domain containing 2 (gene crispld2). The record is from RefSeq and is a predicted model, not a curated record. The coding region runs from base 239 to 1795 and encodes 518 amino acids. The transcript is spliced from 15 exons. Gene Ontology annotation, cellular component: extracellular region. Lineage: Eukaryota; Metazoa; Chordata; Actinopteri; Cyprinodontiformes; Goodeidae.